Molecule: messenger RNA, 1795 nt
Organism: Salvia miltiorrhiza (redroot sage)
Lineage: Eukaryota; Viridiplantae; Streptophyta; Magnoliopsida; Lamiales; Lamiaceae
Exons: 3
Coding region: 179-1675 (498 amino acids)
Source: RefSeq, a predicted model, not a curated record
UCUCUCCAACCCUUUUUUUAAAAACAAUUGAUGCGCCCCACCCCAAUUCUCUCUCUGCGGAAAUUCUCUCUCUCUCUGCGGAACAAAUCUCUCUCUCUCUGCGGAAAUUCUCCCUCUCCCUCUCUCGACCGAAGCUUUAUUUAUUUUCACCGUAAAUUGGCCGCCGGCGCCGGAGAAGAUGGACCAACCGAAUGAGGGUCAUCCUGUUUUUUUGAGAGCGGACACAAUUAAUUCAACGUGGGACGUUGGCACAUAUUAUAAAAUAAAGUAUCUUAGCAAGGUAAAAUCUGUUUUGAAGGAAAAAGGUGGUCAACAGUUAUUAGAUAGAUUUAUAGGGGGUUGUUUUGGACAUUUUUUGGAUUGGAAUCCUGGUCCGAAAUGUGCAAUGGCCGUGCAUCAUGUGGUAUCCCGCCAAAUAAAAUCAGAUAAUAAUGAUCUCUGUUUUAAAUUGAAUAAUACUAAGGUUUAUUUAUCGAGGAGGGAUUAUGCUUUAGUGACCGGUCUUCAAUUUGGUGAUUUUAAUUAUGAUAUGUCACGUAAUCAUAAUUUGGAUGAAGUGGAAGUGUUUAGAAGAUUUAGUUGUGGUCAGUCUCAUGUGAAAGUGUCGUUUCUCGUUGAUUUUUUUGAUAAUUUUAAGAUUGAUGAUGAGGAUGGGAGUUUGCACUUGAAGAUUGCCUAUAUUAUAGUCUUAUAUGGACUUCUCGUAGGCUAUGAGACUGAUAAAACUGUUGAGCAUUGGGUUUGGGCAUUAGUGGAUGAUCUCGAUGCAUUUAACCGAUUUCCGUGGGGGGCGUAUAGUUAUAAUUUGUUAUGUCAUCAUGCCAGUAAAAUUUUUACAUCUAAGAAACAGUAUAAAUUUUAUGAACCUGUGUGGGCAUUGCAUGUGUGGUCGCUUGAGGUAAUGCCCGACUUAGGGCAGGUUGUCGGUAAAUGUGUGGCGGAGUUUGCGCACCCCCGAUGCUUAAAGUGGAAGUUUCGGAGUCGACCUUCUACAAAGGAGUUACACCCAUUCUUCGAGAAAGAGGAGCAACAAAUAUUGGAGCUUCAACCAGAUGAAUUUGAACUGACGACCAUGUACUACUUAUCUACACUUGGAUUUGAUUUGGGUCAACCGGGUGAAGAAGAUGAUAACCAGGAGGAAGAGCCUCAUCCAUCCGGCUCUUUGAAUGAUAUCCAUAGGGCACGGCAUGAAGAAACGCCUGAUUUGUUGUUUGAUGCCCCAAUUGAAACACAUGAAGUAUCGGCUCUACAUGAUACACCUAUUGGUGUGGAAGAUAUCCCCUGGACAGGGACUGAUAGACGGGUGCGGGGUUCAUCGUCCCGCGAUGGUUCUCGUGGAAAAGCUAGGGAAAAGCGCGUUCGUCAGCCUACUCCGUCUUCAUCAUCUAGCAGCGGUGAGCAAGCAAACCGCCGUGUAGACCGCGAGUACAUAGAUAAUGCUGUCAGGAGGAUUGAUGCGGCAAAUGAGGCGAGAAUGCAACGACACAGCGAUGCUUUGCAUGAACGAGUCCAUUUGAUGUGCAAUGGACUCAUCCAACGAAACAUGCGAUGUAUUCUGCUCAUAAGUGGAUGCACUAGGUAUAUCCAUGGAAGGUCGGUAUACAUCACGCUGCGAUGGAUAAUUCCUUCCAUUGUCAGUCACAAAAACUUGUGGCUCGACCUCAUUGGUGCAUAACAGCCGAAGUUGAUCAUCAUUAAUUAACAAGGAACGAAUCAGCCGACCACUGCGAGUUCUUGAAAAACAAUAAAGAUCAUAGUUUGGAUUCAAGGAGUUUGCCACCAAAUAAUAAUUAAU